AUUGUUUUUGGUUGAAACAACUUAAAAAUCUUGACUAAAGAUGCUUUAAUGGUGACAAAUUUUAUGAGGGAGAGGGAGUAUGUUUAAAAACAAAUAGAACUCGUCUUCGGCGCAUAUGACUUCUUUUUAUUUUGAUUGAAGGGGAUUUCUUGAUUAAAAAACCUUCUUCCCAUUCCCUUCCAUCAAAAGGCCGGCUCCGCCUUUAACCUUCGCGCCCCCGAGGUACGGCAAUGGGGCAAAGCAGCGGGUGGAGGCUGCUGGCCGCCGAUUUCGUGAUGUCCUUCAUGUGGGUAUGGUCUAGCGUCCUCAUCAAGGUCUUCGUCUACCGAUUUUUGGUGUUCGGCCACCACGACCUGGACGGCGAGAUCCUCAGGCAUGCCCUAGCCGUCGCCGUCAUGUUCUUCUUCGCCUUCCUCGGAAAGGUCACCAUCGGCGGCGCCUACAAUCCCCUCACCGUCUUGGCGUCCUCAAUCUCCGGCGAUUUCAGUAAUUUCAUCUUCACAAUCGGCGCCAGAAUCCCCGCCCAGGUGCUUGGGUCGAUUGUUGGAGUUAGGCUCAUCCUUGACACAUUCCCUGACAUAGGAAGAGGACCUCAGCUGAAAGUUGACAUCCAUCAAGGCGCUCUAACGGAAGGAUGUUUGACAUUUGCCAUUGUGAUAAUCUCACUCGGGCUCUCAAGAAAGAUUCCGCCGGGUAGUUUCUUCAUGAAGACUUGGAUCUCCAGUCUCUCAAAAGUCACCCUUCACGUGCUUGGCUCUGAUCUCACUGGGGGGUGUAUGAAUCCAGCAUCUGUGUUAGGUUGGGCUUAUGCUCGCGGGGAUCAUAUAACGAAAGAGCAUAUACAAGUAUAUUGGAUGGCUCCUAUCCAAGGCACUCUUUUGGCGGUAUGGUCAUUUAGGUUGCUAUCCCCGCCCCAAAAAGAAGACGAUGAAAAAACAAAAGCCAAGAAGUUAGAUUGAAGAUGUUGUAUUGUAAUUAGUCUAAGAUCAACCAUUUAAAGCUUAUUACAUCUGGAAGGUAUUGAAGAUCUUGUAAUUAGUCUGAAAAUUAAACCACUUUAAGCUUAUUGUUGCUCAGAUUUAGAAAGGGUU
Messenger RNA from Cuscuta campestris, 1091 nucleotides. The record is from the annotation of a GenBank genome assembly. Lineage: Eukaryota; Viridiplantae; Streptophyta; Magnoliopsida; Solanales; Convolvulaceae.